CUUUCUGCACAACUGGUUCUGUGGACUCUGGUAGAGGGAGUGCCAUCCUUCAGUCUGAGUGUCUUCCCUCCUUCUCUCUCAGUCUGUCAGUGUGUCUUUCGCUCUCUUGGCCUCUCCCUGUGAGUCUCUCCUCUCCUCUCCUUAAAGCUGAGCUUUUGAUGCCACCAUGUUUCUAGCAAAGAACCUGCUCUGUGGAAUCAUCAAAGUUGUCACUGACAUCGACCCUUCACAGUUCAUCCCUUCAGACCCUCCUCCCACUCGCAGACCGCUCAACUUCGAACAGGCUCACGAGAACGAUGAGGAGAAACAGUUCCGGAGGGUUUUCCAUCAGCUUGCUGGAGAUGAUAUGGAGGUGAGCCCCAAUGAGCUAAUGAACAUCCUCAACAAAAUCCUCUCCAAACAUUCAGGCCUGAAGACAGACGGUUUCAGCAUCGAGUCCUGCAGGAGCAUGGUGGCCGUCAUGGAUAGUGACAGCACGGGAAAACUGGGCUUCCAUGAGUUCAAAUACCUGUGGAACAACAUCAAGAGGUGGCAGGGAAUCUAUCUGUCCCAUGAUGCCGAUGGUUCAGGUGUGAUCUGCUCUAGAGAGCUGCCACAUGCCUUCAAGGCUGCAGGUUUCCCUCUCAAUGACCAGCUCUUUAAGAUGAUUAUCCGGCGCUACAGUGAUGAGCACAGCGACAUGGACUUCGAUAACUUCAUCGGCUGCCUGGUGCGACUGGACGCCAUGUGCAGAGCCUUUAAGACUCUGGACAAGGACAACAGCGGCUCUAUCGAGCUCGACGUCAAGGAGUGGCUCCAGCUGACGAUGUACUCAUAAAGAACCAGAAACCUUCUUCUCUUCUUUCAUCUCAUUCCACCUUUGUGAGCUUUCGGAUGUGCAAUAGUGGCUGAAACCUGCCGUCUUCAUGCAAACAGGACCAAACAUCAGCAUAAAGCAAGAUAGCCAACAGGGACCAAAGUGCUGCUGCUGCACUGUCCUGCUGCUGCCAGGCAGAGGCGCUACAACAUCCCUAUGUUACAGAUCUCUUUGUUUAAUGUUCAACUAAAAUUUUUAACAGUUUUUAAUGAGGCUGGAACUGUUUUUUAAAUUGACUCUGAAUUUUUAAAAGAAUAAAACAAUACA
Cheilinus undulatus (humphead wrasse) is the source of this 1123-nucleotide messenger RNA. RefSeq names its product calpain, small subunit 1 b (gene capns1b). The record is from RefSeq and is a predicted model, not a curated record. The transcript has 11 exons. Gene Ontology annotation, molecular function: calcium ion binding. Bases 167 to 817 code for a protein of 216 amino acids. Lineage: Eukaryota; Metazoa; Chordata; Actinopteri; Labriformes; Labridae.